Paramecium pentaurelia is the source of this 1477-nucleotide messenger RNA. NCBI's taxonomy places the organism in Eukaryota, Ciliophora, Oligohymenophorea, Peniculida, Parameciidae. The record is from the annotation of a GenBank genome assembly.
AUGAUAGAAAAUGAGAAAGAAUUUCGUUGUUCUUAAGGACAUAAUCAACCAGUUGUUACAAUAGCAUUUGAUCCAUAAUUGAAAAUGGAUUAGAGACUCUUGUGUGUAGAAUGCGUAGAAAAUUCAUAAAUAGAUGGGAAAAUUUAUGGAUUAAAAAAAAUCAUUUCAUAAAUGGAAGAAAAUUAGAUAAAGAAAUUUGAAAACGUUGAAAAAAUAAUAAUGAUCCAAAUACAAUAAUUUGAAUCAUUACAGAGUGUUGUUGAUCAAAUCAAAUAAACAGUAAUGCAAUAAUUAAAUUAAUUGAUUAACAUAAUGAUGGGAUGGAUUAAGAAUCUAUAAUAAUAAGGAUAGUAAUAAUAUAAAUAUAGUUUUUUCGAGGAAUUAGAGCUAAUGAUUUUAUCAUAAACGAAAGUUGAUUCCACCUCAUAAAAAUUAAUUAAUGAAAUUUAGAAAAUUAAUAUUUCUUCAACUUAAAAAUUAUAUUCUAAAUUAGAAUAUUUUAAGCAGUUUGAAGAAUAUAAUAAAUGUAAGGAACUAUUGUCAUGUUUUGACAUAGAUUGGUAAUUAUUAAAAUAGAUAGAAAGUAAACUAUCAUCAUAAACUCCACAAAAAAAUUAAAAUGAUGAAUAUAUACUUCCAUAUAAUGAUUCUUGUUAUGCAAUAGCAAUAAAUAAAGAUUGCUCAGAAUUAGUGGCUGGAUCUGAUUCAAAAAUAAAUGUAUUUGAAUAUAAAUAAGGAUUGCUGACAUCGAUUUAAACUUUAUAGGAACAUUAGAAUAGAGUGAAUAUAUUAAAAUUUAUGAAGAAAUCAAAUUAAUUCAUAUCUGGAAGUGUUGAUUAAUUUAUCAUUAUAUGGUAAAAAGUUUAAAACAAUUUAUGGAGUUUAAAAUAUAAAUUAAUUGGUCAUAGUUCAAUUAUCUAUUGUUUAGUAUUAAAUUAUGAUGAAGAUUUAAUCAUCUCUGGUAGUAACGAUAAAAGUAUAAGAUUUUUGGACAAAGAACAAUUAAUGGUUAUGUAAUUAAGUAAUUACAGAUCAUACUAAUUCAGUAUUUGGACUAAGUUUGAAUUAAUAAUAAAAUAUAUUAGUAUCUUGUUGUGAUGAUGGUUAAUUAUUAAUAAUAGAAUAAUCUAUAUAGAAUAAAGAAUGAAUUGUAAAAUAGAAGAUCAAAGUUGAACAAUAUGGAUAUAGAGUAUGUUUUAUUGAUAAUAAUAUGUUCAUAUUCUCACCAUUUAAUAGCGAAAAGCUUUUGGUAUAUGAGAUGAAUUAAUAGUUUAAAAAGAUUAAAGAUAUUCCUGUAAUGUGUAAAACAGAUGGUUGUUGUUUAUUUCCUCAAUAAUAUAUUGAUUCAAAAAGUAUUCUUGUGAGUACGUCAAUUUUAUUAAGAAAAAUUAAAAUGGAGACUUCAUAACUUACAAUUCUAUUCAUUUUGGAACUUGUACCCUAUUUGGAACAAUUAGUGAUGAUGGAUAACUUUUGA